This is a messenger RNA of Aphanomyces invadans, 1651 nucleotides long. RefSeq lists its product as hypothetical. Gene Ontology annotation, biological process: transmembrane transport. Gene Ontology annotation, cellular component: membrane. The coding region runs from base 22 to 1623 and encodes 533 amino acids. The record is from RefSeq and is a predicted model, not a curated record. NCBI's taxonomy places the organism in Eukaryota, Oomycota, Saprolegniomycetes, Saprolegniales, Verrucalvaceae. The transcript has a single exon. Gene Ontology annotation, molecular function: transmembrane transporter activity.
UGGAAUUUCGUCCUGGAAGACAUGUACAAGAACGAUCCGCCCGCGCAAUAUGCCGCGCAUGCUCAGCCCGUGGAUGCGUACGGACAACCGAUCGCGAUGGCAGCCCCUGUUCCAUACACUAGCUCUGCGUCGGUGGGUAAUGUGACGCCUAUCAAGCCUUCAGUCUCUGCCCCGUCCGGAUUCCGCGACUGGCCGUUCGCGUUGUUAUUCAUCGCCAACAUCGGUGCAAUUGUGGCGCUGUUGAUCAUGUAUGGAUCUACAGUGUUCAAGGCACUCAAUGGAACGUCCAAGUCGGCGUUUUCUUCAUCGACGUUCUCGUCAGGCGAUGUCAAGACGAUCUUGUAUCUUUGUGGUGGGUUGUCGGUCAUUGCAGCGGUCCUGUCGCUGGUGAUGCUCAACCUUACCAUUCGUUUUGCCCGCCAAAUGAUUCAAGUCGCGUUGUGGUGGAGUGUCGUUAUGUUUUUCGGGUUCACCGCGUUUGCCGUCAUUCGAAAGCUCUACACUCCAGCGAUUAUCUUUGCAAUCAUCGGGCUGUUUGCGCUGUGCUAUGCCUAUGCCGUCCAAAGCCGCAUUCCCUUCGCGGCAGCCAAUUUGCGCGCGGCUGGGGCUGCAAUUCGCAAGCAUCCGUCGACUCACCUCGUGGCAUUUGCAUUUUUGAUUGUACAAAUCGCAUGGGUGUUCGCGUGGGCGUUUGCUGUGGUCGGGAUUACAAACAAGAUGACGGAAACCUCCACCCCUGCCCCGACUCCGCUGUCCGCGACCUUGUCCAACGGCAGGCGAUGCAGCAGCAGCUUGCAAUGCUUCUCCAACUACUGCUUCAACGCUGUGUGCCAAGAACCCAACGUGUUUGCAACUCUAAAGUCGACGUCGUAUGUGGCGUACUUUUUCUUGUUGCUUUCGUUCUUCUGGGGUGUCCAAGUUUUCAAAAAUAUCAUCCACGCGACAGUGGCUGGCACAGUGGCCACGUGGUGGUUUUCCAGCGACUCAAAGGGCGCGACUGGCGCAUCGUUGGGUCGCGCCACCACGACAUCGCUGGGCUCGAUCUGCCUGGGCUCGUUGAUUGUGGCCAUCCUCCAAACAUUGCGCCAGCUGGCCGAAGAAGCCGCCCGUCAAGGUGACUGCGCGGCGUGCAUUGCGCAAUGCAUUCUGGGCUGCCUCCAGAGCCUGAUGGAAACGUUCAACAGGUGGGCAUUUGUGUAUGUGGGCAUCUACGGGUACAAGUUCAUCGAUGCCGGCCGUGCAGUCAUGCAACUCUUCCAUGACCGCGGGUUCGAUGCAAUUAUCAACGACGACCUGGUCGGGACGGCGCUCACCUUUGCCGCGUUUGGUGUGGGCUGCCUGUGUGCGCUCCUUGGCCUCGUGUACUACUACAUCGACGUGUCGAACCAGUUUCAGUAUGCGCAGUACAUUUUGCCGUUGAUCGGGCUCUUCUUUGGCUUGGGCGUUGCGAUCAUUCCCAUGGGCGUCGUCGAUAGUGCCGUGGCGACUGUCUUUGUGUGCUUCGCAGAAGACCCCGUCGCGCUGCAGCAUUCGCACCCGGAACAUUUCAGCGAUCUCAUGACGGAAUGGCACCGCCAGUACCCAGAGAUCAUGGUCACGUCUGGGUAUUACGUCGUGGCCUAACUUUGUGAAUUGCAUUCCUUUUGAACGA